GGGCAGAGCGCCGCUGUGAUCCCUCCACCCUCCUCGCUCCUCCUCCUGCCCCGCCGCGUCGCGAUGGCCGCCGCCUGCCCGCUCCUCCUGCCCCUCGCCGCGCUGCUCCUCGCGGCGGCCGCGACGACGGGCGCGCUCACCGACGACGUGCUCGCGCUGGUGGUUUUCAAGACGGGCGUCUCGGACCCGUCGGGCCGCCUCGCCACGUGGACCGAGGACGACGACCGCCCCUGCUCCUGGCCGGGCGUCGGCUGCGACGCGCGCACGGGCCGCGUCACCUCGCUCGCGCUCCCGGCGGCGUCGCUCUCGGGCCGCCUCCCGCGCGCGCUGCUCCGCCUCGACGCGCUCCUCUCCCUCGCGCUCCCGCGCAACAACCUCUCCGGGCCCGUGCUCCCGAACCUCCUCGCCGCGCUCCCGCGCCUCCGCUCCCUCGACCUCUCCUCCAACCACCUCGCCGCGCCCGUCCCCGCCCAGCUCUUCGCCCAAUGCCGCUCCGUCCGCGCCAUCUCCCUCGCGCACAACCAGCUCUCGGGCUACAUCCCGCCCGCCGUCGCGUCCUGCGCCUCAAUCGUGUCCCUCAACCUCUCAUCCAACCGCCUCGCCGGGCCCAUCCCCGACGGGUUGUGGUCGCUGCCUUCGCUCCGCUCUCUCGACCUCUCCGGCAACGAGCUCUCCGGGAGUGUGCCCGGCGGAUUCCCCCGGAGCAGCUCGCUGCGGGACGUGGAUUUGAGCCGCAACCUCCUCGCCGGGGAGAUACCGGCGGAUGUCGGCGAGGCGGCGCUGCUCAAGUCACUGGAUUUUGGGCAUAAUUUGUUCACGGGCGGUCUGCCGGAUUCACUCCGCAGGCUGACCGGGCUGCGGUUCCUCGGCGCCGGUGGCAAUGCGCUUGCAGGGGAGCUGCCGGCGUGGAUCGGCGAAAUGUGGGCGCUGGAGCGGCUUGACUUGUCGGGCAACCGAUUCGCCGGCGACAUUCCCUACACCAUCGCGAACUGCAAGAACCUUGUGGAGGUCGACCUAAGCCGUAAUGCGCUCACCGGCGAGCUUCCCUGGUGGAUGUUCGGCCUGCCGCUGCAGCGCGUCUCGGUGGCCGGCAACCAGCUCAACGGCUGGGUCAAGGUGCCCGAGGACGCUGCAAUAGCGCUUCGUGUGCUGGACCUGUCGAGCAACGCGUUCUCCGGCGAGAUCCCGCCGCGGAUCACUGCCUUUGCGGGUUUGCAGUCUCUGAACCUGUCCUCGAAUUCCUUGUCGGGGCAGCUGCCGGCCGGCAUUGGCGGGAUGAGGCUGCUCGAGGUGCUCGACUUGAGCGUUAACCGACUUGACGGAACCGUGCCCUCGGAGAUUGGCGGCGCGGUGGCGCUCCGGGACCUCCGGAUGGGGAGGAAUUCGCUCACGGGACGCAUCCCCGCACAGAUUGGGAACUGCAGCUCUAUCGUUUCACUGGAUUUGUCACACAAUAGCCUCACGGGGCCAAUUCCUAGCACCAUGGGCAACCUGAGCAGUCUCCAGGUGGUCAAUCUCUCUCAGAACAAGCUGAACGGGACCCUACCAGUGGAGUUAUCCAAUCUGCCUAGCCUCCAAAUCUUCGACGUCUCCCACAACAUGCUGACAGGGGAUCUGCCCAAUAGCCGCUUCUUUAACAACAUCCCUGACUCCUUCAUCAUGGACAAUUCUGGUCUCUGUAGCUCACGGAAGAAUGAUUCAUGCAGUGCUGUUUUGCCAAAGCCGAUUGUGCUCAACCCCAACUCUUCAUUGAAUCCUUCAUCUCAGGCUGCACCUAGUGCACCUAACAACACGCAUCACAAGAAGAUCAUACUGAGCAUCUCCACCCUCAUUGCCAUUGCGGGUGGGGCUGCAAUUGCUAUCGGAGUGAUCACCAUAUCUGUGCUGAACCGCCGCGUCCGUGCCCGUGCAGCUGCCUCCCGCUCAGCACCUGCUACUGCAUUAUCUGAUGAUUACCUCAGCCAGUCCCCGGAGAAUGAUGCUAGCUCCGGGAAGCUUGUCAUGUUUGGUAAGGGCAGCCCUGAGUUCAGCGCUGGUGGGCAUGCGUUGUUGAAUAAGGAUUGUGAGCUUGGGCGUGGAGGCUUUGGUGCAGUCUACAAGACAGUUCUCAAAGACGGACAGCCGGUAGCCAUCAAGAAGCUUACUGUCUCUAGCUUGGUCAAGUCAAAGGAUGAUUUCGAGCGGCAAGUAAAGAUGCUUAGCAAGGUGCGGCACCACAAUAUUGUCGCGCUCAGAGGCUUCUACUGGACUUCAUCACUGCAGCUCCUCAUCUAUGAUUACCUGCCCGGAGGAAACCUGCACAAACACCUGCAUGAGUGCAAUGAAGAUAACUCACUUUCCUGGAUGGAGAGAUUUGAUAUCAUCCUCGGUGUUGCCAGAGGGCUGACAUACCUGCACCAGCAUGGGGUCAUCCAUUACAAUCUCAAGUCAAGCAAUGUGCUACUGGAUAGCAAUGGGGAGCCAAAGGUGGGUGACUAUGGCCUCGCCAAGCUGCUGCCAAUGCUGGACCGGUACGUGCUGAGCAGUAAGAUCCAGAGCGCACUUGGGUACAUGGCCCCAGAAUUUGCUUGCAAGACGGUGAAGAUCACCGAGAAGUGCGACGUAUAUGGCUUUGGGGUGCUGGUGCUGGAGGUCUUGACGGGCAGGAGGCCCGUCGAGUACUUGGAAGACGACGUGGUUGUGCUAUGUGAUUUGGUCAGGAGCGCGCUGGAGGAAGGCAGACUGGAAGACUGCAUCGAUCCGCGACUGUGCGGCGAGUUCCCCAUGGACGAGGCCCUGCCCAUCAUCAAGCUGGGCCUCGUCUGCACCUCGCAGGUGCCAUCGAACCGGCCUGGUAUGGGCGAGGUGGUGAGCAUACUCGAGCUGGUGAGGAGUCCUCAAGAUAGUGCCGAGGAAGAGCUGGUUUGAGCACUAUCUAGGAUCUCUGUUCUAAUUCGCCUUGAGCCUUUUUCUUUUUUGUUUUCUGAGAUGCAUAUAUGAUUGCCCGUUGGGGAAGAGAGGAGAAGGUGGUGCAGCCAGUGCAGUGCAGAGAGUGGAAUGCUUGUAAUGUGUUCAGAGUUUUAGGGAUGCAAAGGCCGUGUGUUGCUUCUCUGAAAAUUCUUUUGUUCCUUGGUUGGAAUAGUUACUACUUAGCUCGUGUAGGUAUUGACUCGAUGCAAUGCGAGCCAGGGCUGGUGAUAUACCCGGCAUAACCAGGUGACUGAUGUUCAUGGGCGGCUCUGCUGCUGAUAGUGCGACUUUUGUUUGACAGAAAUUGCUCAACAUCUUCA
Molecule: messenger RNA, 3269 nt
Organism: Panicum hallii
Lineage: Eukaryota; Viridiplantae; Streptophyta; Magnoliopsida; Poales; Poaceae
Product: probable LRR receptor-like serine/threonine-protein kinase IRK
Exons: 2
Coding region: 64-2907 (947 amino acids)
Biological process (GO): protein phosphorylation
Molecular function (GO): protein kinase activity; ATP binding; protein binding
Source: RefSeq, a predicted model, not a curated record